UGCUUGUUCUCAUGGCACGAGUUGACCGUGUGCCGUCAGGAUCAGCCGCUCAGGGCUGUGAAUGGCAACACAGGUCUAACCAUCCGGCUCGGGCUUACGAGAUGAAUUGCGCCUUUUUGUCAGCCCUGGCAAGCCGCACAAAAUGCGUUCAAAAAUCGGGUUCCGUCGCGAUCCCGGGCUGCGUCGGCGUGUCAUGUUUCUGAUCAAUUGCGUAAAUCUCCUCGCAGUCAUGUUCUCAAGUGCGUCAUUCCAGGCAUUGUAUGAGACUCAGAGGUCUCAGGAGGAUCAAGUUCUGAACUCUAUCAUUUCGACGACCACAGUUCUCGUUACAAAUGCCAUUCUUGUACGGUACCUGUCUCUCCUGUCAUCAUCCUCCCUGCGGCUUUUGACACUACAGCGUGAGGAAUCAUUGCGUGAUGCGCGUGCCUUCGACUCCGCACGCGUUGACGAGCUAUUGGAUGACGGAAUAGUGGACGAGAUUCCACGGACGACCACAACGCGAAUGGCUGUGGCGCACAUCAUGGGCCACCCGUCGCUGCUCAGUCAAGCCAGUGGUCGCAGGGCAAUUCUAAUCAGGUCAUACGUUACAAAUUCCGCUUUCCUGUCAUGUCUUCACCAUUCAUCUGUUGCACCAAGUCGCACUGAUUCGGAAUAUGCUGCGCUCAUGGACAUCCGUCAUGUUGACAGACUAGUUGAUACACCUGCAAACGGCGUAUACAUGACCAUCACGGAACACGAGUAUUUCAUAGAUCCAAACUAUAAUUCGACAAGGAUGCUUUCCCGGACAUACCAAACGUAUCGUGUGCGCAUGCUCACUAAAGGCUAGGGCGCUUGCUGAGCAACGGUCAAGAUUCCGCAGACGUCGAGUUUCGGGCACUCCCCGGAAUUAAAGCUCUUCAUCCCGAGUGUCUUAAGGCGCAUGUUACGUUCGCUAUGGUUCUCCACAUUUGUGGUGCGGCAGACUUCGUGGACCAAUAUCGCCCGUUAGAUCAAGACGGUGUUACUCUUCCGACAUACUCAACGGAGGACUUCGGGGCACAGAUAAAUGCAAGACUGGCCGCACUUGCCGUAUAGACGAUAGGGUGCGAGGACGAACACCGGACCUCCAAGUCUGGCAGUCUAUGCGGAUGGAACUUCACAAGCUUCAACGUUCAAUACCGAGUAAGCUGCCUGUGGUCCUGGACAUCGCGGA
Rhodofomes roseus is the source of this 1192-nucleotide messenger RNA. RefSeq lists its product as uncharacterized. Lineage: Eukaryota; Fungi; Basidiomycota; Agaricomycetes; Polyporales; Fomitopsidaceae. The transcript is spliced from 2 exons. The record is from RefSeq and is a predicted model, not a curated record. Bases 143 to 826 code for a protein of 227 amino acids.